AUGGGGCACUUGACAACAUUGGCUACGUGCCAGCUCAACCAAUGGGCUCUUGAUUUCGAGGGCAAUUUGGAGAGGAUUCUUGAAUCUAUCCGGCAAGCCAAGGCUGCUGGCGCUUCUCUCCGCGUCGGUCCCGAGCUGGAGAUAACCGGCUAUGGCUGUCUUGACCAUUUCCUUGAGUCCGACAUCUUCUUGCACUCGUGGGAGAUGAUCGCUAAGAUCCUCUCUGAUAAGUCGUGCUACGACAUUAUCCUGGAUAUUGGUGCCCCCGUCAUCCACCGCAACGUGCGCUACAAUGCCCGCAUCAUCUGCUUCAACGGCCAAAUCCUGCUCAUUAGGCCCAAGCUGUGGCUCGCCAACGACGGUAACUACCGUGAGAUGCGCUACUUCACGCCCUGGAGCAGGCCGUGUCAUGUUGAAGAGUACUACCUGCCGAGACUCAUCCAGAACAUCGUGGGUAAGGUCAAGGUCCCGAUCGGUGACGCUGUCAUCUCUACUCGCGAUACAUGCUUGGGCGCCGAGACGUGCGAGGAGCUCUUCACCCCCAGCGCCCCGCAUUCCGCCAUGGGUCUCAAUGGUGUCGAGAUCUUCACCAAUUCUUCCGGCAGCCAUCACGAGCUGCGGAAGCUGAACACGCGCAUCUCCCUCAUUCUUGAGGCAACCCGGAAAUCAGGUGGCAUUUACUUGUACUCCAACCAGCAGGGCUGUGAUGGCGAUCGCCUCUACUAUGACGGAUCUGCCAUGAUUAUCAUCAAUGGUGAGAUCGUCGGUCAGGCCUCCCAGUUCAGCUUGAACGAUGUUGAGGUUGUUACCGCAACUGUCGAUCUAGAGGAAGUCAGGGCCUUCCGCUGUGCUCCGAGCCGUGGACUCCAAGCCGUUCAAGCGAACGCGUACCAGAGGAUUGAGGUUGACUUCAGCCUCUCCGUUGAAGGUGGCGCGCUAGAUGCCAAGUUGAGACCUUCCAAGUCUUUCAAGCCUUUCGUCCACGAGCCCGAGGCCGAAAUCGCCUACGGGCCGGCGUGCUGGCUGUGGGAUUACGUGCGAAGAAGCCGACAGGCAGGAUUCCUGAUCCCUUUGUCGGGUGGUAUUGACUCUUGCGCUACCUCCGUCAUUGUCUUCUCCAUGUGCAGGCUCGUCAUUGAGGCUAUAGAGAGAGGCGAUGAGCAAGUCAUCAGAGAUGUCCGGUCCGUUUGCGGUGAGCCUGAAGGGUCUACCUGGCUCCCGUCGACGCCACAGGAGUUCUGUGGCAGGAUUUUCCAUACCUGCUACAUGGGCAGCGAGAACUCGUCCGCUGAGACGCGCAACCGCGCAAAGGAUCUUGCCAAGGAUAUUGGCGCUUACCACACGGACUUGGACAUCGACAGUGUUGCGACAGCUUUGAAGACUCUCUUCACCACUGUCACUGGCUUUGUUCCGCAGUUCAGGGUCCAUGGAGGCAGUAACACUGAGAACCUGGCGCUUCAAAACAUCCAGGCUAGGAUCCGCAUGGUCAUUGCCUAUCUCUUCGCCCAGCUGCUUCCUGUAGUUCGUGGCCGCAAAGCCCCUGGAAGCUUGCUUGUUCUCGGUUCUGCCAAUGUCGACGAAUCUUUGAGAGGAUAUCUCACCAAGUAUGAUUGCAGCAGUGCUGAUAUCAACCCUAUUGGAGGAAUUUCCAAGACGGACCUCAAGGCAUUCAUCAGAUGGGCAGGGAAGUCUUUCGAGCUCCCGAUCUUGGAGGACUUCAUCAAUGCCACCCCUACUGCAGAGCUCGAGCCCAUCACAAAGGAUUACGUCCAGUCCGAUGAGGCCGACAUGGGAAUGACUUAUGACGAGCUCUCGGUGCACAAGCUUGGACCUUAUGGAAUGUUUGAGAGGUUACUGCACGACUGGAGCGAUCGCAUGAGCCCAAGGCAGGUGUACGAGAAGGUGCGGAGGUUUUACUGGUUCUACGCUAUCAACCGUCACAAGAUGACGACCAUCACCCCUGCGUACCACGCCGAAGCUUACUCCCCCGAUGACAACCGAUUCGAUCUGCGACCGUUCUUGUAUCCGGUGUUUAGCUGGCCGUAUAAGAAGAUUGAAGAGAUGUUGAAGAAGCAUGAAGAAGGCGAGGCAAAGAAAGAGAUCAAAGGAGAAUAG
Messenger RNA from Lasiodiplodia theobromae, 2115 nucleotides. RefSeq names its product Glutamine-dependent nad(+) synthetase. Gene Ontology annotation, biological process: NAD+ biosynthetic process. Bases 1 to 2115 code for a protein of 704 amino acids. Gene Ontology annotation, molecular function: NAD+ synthase (glutamine-hydrolyzing) activity; glutaminase activity; ATP binding. The transcript is spliced from 8 exons. The record is from RefSeq and is a predicted model, not a curated record. Lineage: Eukaryota; Fungi; Ascomycota; Dothideomycetes; Botryosphaeriales; Botryosphaeriaceae. Gene Ontology annotation, cellular component: cytoplasm.